Molecule: messenger RNA, 2405 nt
Organism: Myxocyprinus asiaticus (Chinese sucker)
Lineage: Eukaryota; Metazoa; Chordata; Actinopteri; Cypriniformes; Catostomidae
Product: tumor necrosis factor receptor superfamily member 21
Exons: 9
Coding region: 33-1319 (428 amino acids)
Molecular function (GO): protein binding
Source: RefSeq, a predicted model, not a curated record
UGAACUGUACAAAACCAUCAUCUGCUGGGAUCAUGAAAACACCAUCUACCUCCUCAACCACAACUUUUAUUCUACUGUUUUAUCUGCUUUUUCCAUUUCUACAUGCCAGCUGUCCUAGUAAAUGUGGCAAUGACAAUACCGUACAUGGCUGUAGGUGUAACAGUAUGUGCUCCGUUGAAAGUUACUGGUAUCGGCGACAGGGAAUCCAGAAAUGUGAACGCUGCACUCCCAAGUGCUCUGAGGAUUUAAAUCAGAUAGAAGUUACUUCAUGCACUUUGGACCACAAUCGUGUGUGCCACUGCAAACCAGGAUUCUACUGUACAAGUAAAAACAAUUAUUCCACAUACUGCAACAAACCAUGUGUUCCAUGUGAGCCUGGCACUUUCUCCAGCAAACACUCUUUGAACCCAACCUGCAUGCCUCAUACAGAUUGUGCAAGUUUUGGAAUGAUAGUGAUCAAAGAGGGCACAGCGACUCAGGACAGAGAAUGUCGGCAUCCUGUGACCACGCCCAUGACCACGACUACUCCCUCCACCGUUAUAACCAUCAUCUCCUCUACUACAGACUCCACCCUCAGUCCCAGCACUACAGACUCCAGCGCCACCACCACAACCCCGACAACACACACCUUCAUCACUAUCAAACCCAUCACCUCCCCGACACUCCAUUAUUUCAGAUCUCAACAGAAUCCUUCACAUCUAUUCGCAGCACAGAUGCGCCAACUGUCUUUGCAGUCUACAGCCGAGACAACCUCUCCCCCAAGCACUGAUGUGAACACAAGGGGCGAUCAACUAUUCAUAAAUACAUCCAGUGUCAGCCAGUCCUAUUGGCUGCUCCUGUGGAUCUUUUUGUUGACACUCCUGUUGGUGAUGACCGGCAUCUGUUUGCUGCAGAAAAGAACGGCACAGAAAACAAUUUCAAAAUGCACAGGUGUCCUUUAUGGAAAGCAUUCUUUGAAAGAUCACAAAGUUGAAGCUCAAUUACCACUUGGCAAUGAUAUCAGAGCAGUCAGAGGUCAAAGUAUGGGGGUGAUGUCGCCUAAGGGAGGUGUUCAACAGGUCAGCAAUGGGAAGAGUGAGAAUGUCAGCAACACAGUAGGGUCCAUCUAUAUCUAUUCACCUGGAAUGGUGAUUUUGGGCUCCAACUCGGGUGAUAAGAAGGAAGAAGCCGAAGUUUGUGAACAGAACGUACCCCUCAUCAGCACACCUCAACAGGAGUCAGCUCCACCUUCACAGGAGAUCAGGGUACGAAUGAGCACACAGGAAGACAUCGAGGAGGAACUGAACUUGAGUUUUCCUGUGCCAGCUUCUGGAAAGUGAGCACUUGAACACGCGGCUGCUUGCGUGAUCUUCAGAAUGGCUUUCGAGGAGGUCCCAGGUGCCUUGUUAUUCAAAUAUGGACCUCGAGGCUGUAAACCACAUGGGGACUUGAGUCAAAGACAAAGAAUUUUGUUGUGAAACUACAAAGAUAUAAGAUUCCUGUACUGACAAUGCGAAAUGUAUGGGUUCCAUUCACAAGGAACACACAUACUGGGAAAAUUUACAUGCUAGCUUCCACUGAAAGAUGUUUUGGAUAAAAGCAUCUACCAAAUGUUUAAAUGUACUAGAUAAAUAGAGUCAAGUAAUGGUUUGUAAUCAUGCGUUUUUUUAAUUUUGCACAUAAGGAGAAACAUUUAUGCUUAAUUGAUGUUUGUCAAGUCUUGAAUAUAUCAUAAGUGCCUGAGUAUAUAAUUUUUGCCUUGGCAAAAAAUUAUUAUUAUUAUUAUUUAUUUUUUUUUCACAAGUAAUAUUUUACAAUACUAUGUUUGUGUUGUGUAUGACUUGUUUUAUAGUUUGAGUAAUUGUUUAAGAUGUAAAACCACGUAAUUGAAUGGAUGUUUCUAAACAGGAUUUGUUACACAGGUGUAGGCGUUUAAUUUGCAUGUCUAAAAAUACCUCACCUUUAGAAAGAAGGUGUCUGAUUUUACUAAUGUAGGAGGUCUGGGCAAACUGCGUUUACUCUGCAACCUUUACAGCACAUGUUAAAUAUGACAUAUUUCUGGUGUUGCAAUAGAGUGCCUUCUUUAAAAUCAUUGCUACAUGUUACAAUUUUGCUUAAUUUUAUAUCGGCAGCAAAAUCAUCACAGUUAUAUACUGCAUUUUCGAUAUAGAACAUGCUUUCUAAAUGACAUUUGGUUGGAGAGGAGGGGUUGAAAAAUAAGAGGGCUUGGUGAAGCCGAAAAGGAAUGUCAUAUCCAAAUUAUUACAUUCUGAUAAAAGAUUACGAGGACAAACCUUUUUCAUUUGAAAUAUACAUUUCUCACAUCCUCUUAAUGAUCCAUUUAAUUUAGUACAGUGUGUACAGUGUGUGUGUGUGUGUGUGUGUGUGUGUGUGUGUGUGUGUGUGUGUGUGUGUGUGUGUGUGUG